Abrus precatorius (Indian licorice) is the source of this 1896-nucleotide messenger RNA. Its product is annotated as aldehyde dehydrogenase family 3 member F1. Gene Ontology annotation, molecular function: aldehyde dehydrogenase (NAD+) activity. Gene Ontology annotation, cellular component: cytoplasm. Gene Ontology annotation, biological process: aldehyde metabolic process. The transcript has 10 exons. The coding region runs from base 155 to 1624 and encodes 489 amino acids. Lineage: Eukaryota; Viridiplantae; Streptophyta; Magnoliopsida; Fabales; Fabaceae. The record is from RefSeq and is a predicted model, not a curated record.
GACAACUCCAACCAACCUUGCAUUUAAUGAGACCACCACUCCUGCACUAAAAGACUUGAAAACUUCACAUCCCUGAGAAAAUUAAAAUCACAAUUAAAAUAAAAGAAAAUCAAUAGAAUUGUGCUGGUAGAGCAAGAUUGGUAGUUCAAUUGAGAUGGAUAUUGGUGGGGAAGUUAGAGAGACCGGGAGAGAGUUGAGGAAAUACUUCAACACUGGAAGAACAAGAAGUGUAACGUGGAGGAAAACCCAGCUCACAGCUCUCUUAGACCUUAUUCAUGACAAUGAAGAUGCUAUUUUUAAGGCUCUUCACCAUGAUCUUGGGAAGCACCCUGCUGAGGCUUACCGCGAUGAGAUUGGAGGGGUAGAAAAAUCAGCCACCAACACUUUGAGCUGCGUUGAAAAAUGGAUGGCCCCUAAAAAGAGUCAUAUUCCCCUGCUUUUCUUCCCAGCAAAAGGAGAAGUGAUGUCAGAGCCGCUUGGUGUGGUUCUCAUAUUUUCUUCUUGGAAUUUCCCAAUCAUGUUAGCAUUGGAUCCAUUAAUUGGGGCAAUAUCUGCUGGAAAUGCUGUAGUCAUAAAACCUUCAGAGCAAGCUCCAGCGUGCUCUUCUUUUCUUGCUAAUACCAUUCCUCAAUACUUGGACUUUCAUGCCAUCAAGGUGAUUGAGGGCGGAGCAGAUGUUUGCGAACAACUACUGCAAGCGAAAUGGGACAAAAUAUUCUUCACUGGAAGUCCACGUGUGGCAAGCUUAGUCAUGUCUGCUGCUGCUAAGAAUUUAACUCCUGUUACUCUAGAACUUGGUGGAAAAUGCCCUGCCAUACUUGAUUCCCUUCCCAAUCCUUCAGACUUUAAGUUCGCAGCCAAAAGAAUUGUAGGAGGAAAGUGGGGACCUUGCAGUGGACAGGCUUGUAUAGGAAUAGACUAUUUGCUUGUUGAGGAAAAGUUCUCAUCGGCUCUGAUAGAACUAUUAAAGAAGAUAAUCAGAAGAUUUUAUGGUGAAAACCCAAUAGAGUCAAAGGUAAUUUCAAGAAUAAUAAACAAGCAACACUUUGAGAGAUUAUGCAAUCUUCUCAAAGAUCCUCUUGUCGUGGCUUCCAUUGUUCAUGGUGGUUCAAUCGAUGAAGAAAACCUCUUCAUUGAGCCUACAAUCUUGUUAGAUCCUCCACUAGACUCUAAGAUAAUGACGGAAGAAAUCUUUGGCCCACUGCUUCCAAUAAUCACAAUAAAUAAAAUUAAGGAUAGUGUUGAAUUUAUCAAUUCAAGGCCAAAACCUCUUGCCAUUUAUGCCUUCACCAAAGAUGAAACUUUCAAGAGCAAGAUUCUAUCAGAAACAUCCUCAGGAAGUGUCAUAUUUAACGACACAUUGGUUCAAUUUCUAUGUGAUACACUACCAUUUGGAGGGGUUGGCCAGAGUGGUUUUGGAAGGUACCAUGGAAAGUACUCUUUUGACACUUUCAGUCAUGAAAAAGCUGUAUUGCAUAGAAACCUAUGCCUUGAAAUUGAGCCAAGGUACCCUCCUUGGAGUAAGUUCAAGCAAGACUUCCUCAGAUUGGCAUACAGGCUGAACUACUUUGCACUAAUACUUCACAUUCUGGCCUUCAAACUGGGCUUGAAAAGAGACAACUAGAUCAAUGUCAAUACUUCACCACUGUGCUCUUCUAUUUCUCAAAUACAUGUUUGACUCAAAAUGCAUUAGGCUUUGUUGUGACUGAAUAUGAGUCAUGGGAAAUUAGGAACAAGGGUCCUAUUUGCAAAAGAAGCACAUGUAGUGAAUAUCAACUUGACAUUGUAAUAAGCAAGCAUUUGUAUCUCUUUAUUUUUCUUGCCAAUGAUUGGAUAUUUCUACAUAUUAUCUAACAAUGUCAAACGUUUUGAAUUUUAAUUUUUCUCAUUUCUCCU